Ictalurus punctatus (channel catfish) is the source of this 4891-nucleotide messenger RNA. It is a transcript of the gene col23a1a, whose product is annotated as collagen type XXIII alpha 1 chain a. The record is from RefSeq and is a predicted model, not a curated record. The coding region runs from base 407 to 2506 and encodes 699 amino acids. The transcript has 33 exons. Lineage: Eukaryota; Metazoa; Chordata; Actinopteri; Siluriformes; Ictaluridae.
GUGAUACAUUUUAAACGUGUACAGUUCUAAUGAGCGCUGGUAACUAUGGUAACCAAUAGGUGGCGUACUGUUUUGACAUCCUACUUAGUAUAAUAGUGUACUCUGCUCAGGAGCACACACACACACACACACACACACACAGAGGCAGUUGCCAGCUUUAGGAGCUUGGAGCUUUUAUAUCUCCCCUCGUUUCACGGUCCACAGCAAACACACACACACACACACACACACACACACACAUGCAGGCGCGCUCUACACGCGAGAGUCAUCAGUGAGCUGCAGAACACUUUGCUCGUCCAUCAUCAUCAUCAUCAUCAUCUCACCUCAUCCAGAGCUUUAAUCUCGGAGAGAUACAGCGCGCGCUUACAGCAGGAUCGGACCUCCCGCAUUGGACCCCCGGUUCAGCAUGGAUACACACCCGGAGGAGAGGAAAGCAUCACCGGAGUACGGCUCUGUCCCCGCGCCCCGCUGGCCCUCUCUCUCCGCAGCCGCCGCCGCCGCCUUGUGUCUCGCGCUGUCGCUCGGUGCUCUGGCCACGUGCUGCUUCACGGUGAUUAAAACGCGCGAGAUGGAGAGCAGAGUGCUCGCGCUGGAGCGGGUGAGCGCCGGCCCGGUGACCGAGGAGCUGCGAGACUCCGUCCGAAGUCUGGUGCAAGAAACGCUGAGCGAGCUGAUGCCCAAACUACGCACGGCGAGAGACGUGAAUCACGAGUGCGUCUGUCCUCCAGGUCCUCCAGGAAAGCGUGGCAGGAUGGGAAGACGAGGAGAUCCUGGUGAGUUGCAAAUUCUACCAGAGAUUUCUGGGACUGUUGACCUCCAAUGGCUCGGUGCUCGGAUGUCCGAGUGCUUGGAUGCCAAGAUGCCCGGAUGCUUGGAUGCCCAGGUGCUCAGAUGCCCGGGUGCUCGGAUGCCCGGGUGCCUGGAUGCCCAGGUGCUCGGAUGCCCGGGUGCCCGGAUGCCCAGGUGCUCGGCUGCCCAGAUGCCCAGGUGCUUGGAUGCCCAGAUGCCCGGGUGCCUGGAUGCACUGCCAGCACACAGCAUGCACUCGGUUUUAACAAAAUUUGUACAGGGGAAACCCGGACGAGACGGCUACCCGGGGCCUCUCGGCUUGGACGGUAAACCUGGUCCUCCUGGACAAAAAGGAAGUCAGGGGCCAGCUGGACCAAAAGGCGAUAAGGGUGACCAAGGAGAGAUUGGACCACGGAUGGUCUUUCCUCGCUAUGAUCACGGCUUCAUCUCUGCCGACCAGCCCACUUUCCAGAGACGUAUGCUGAAGGGUGACCAAGGCCAGACCGGUCCACCAGGUCCUCCAGGCCCACCCGGACCCCCUGGGCCAAGAGGUCCUCCUGGAAACACGGGGAAGGACGGACCCCGGGGUCCCCCUGGAGAACAAGGUGCCCCUGGGAACAAUGGACAUCAGGGACUGAGAGGUUUACCAGGUGAUCCGGGUGAAGAUGGUCAACCAGGUUAUCCAGGACCCCAGGGACCCCCGGGGUCAAAGGGACAACGCGGUGAACCAGGAGCCAAAGGUGACCAAGGCAUGGAUGGUCUCCCUGGCCUUAAAGGAGACAAAGGAGAAGUUGGAGAAACUGGACCUCAGGGAGAAACGGGUCUUCCGGGUGAGAAAGGUGCGUCGGGCUCGAGUGACGUCAUCGCCUUCAACGACAAAAUACUAGAUGCUUUUAAGGCGAUCCACACCAUCAGUGUUUCGGGACCGGCGGGUCCUCCUGGACCUCCAGGACCACCUGGACCUCCGGGAAAGGACGGGACAAAGGGAGAACUGGGCUUACCUGGACUUGCCGGAGUAGAUGGAGAGAAGGGACCUAAAGGAGAUGAUGGAGAACCAGGAACUCCUGGAGACAGAGGAGAGAAGGGAGAGAUGGGACUCUCUGGUCCCGCUGGAAUGGAUGGACAGAAAGGAGAGAAAGGAGACAGCAGACUAGAAGACAACCUGGUUCAGAUGAUUUCUCAGCCGGGACCACCGGGACCUCCAGGACCAAGAGGACCUUCGGGAUUCAUGGGUCAUCCUGGUGUUCCUGGCCCGAAGGGCGAUCCAGGAGAGAGUGUUAAAGGAGAGAAGGGAAACAGCGGCGUUCCGGGAAUCCCGGGUGCUCAGGGCCCACAGGGACCCACAGGUCCGACGGGGUUGGUCGGCCUUCCGGGAUCCAAGGGGGAAAAAGGAAAACAAGGAGAGCCCGGAUUAGACGGCUUUCCAGGUCUUUCAGGAGAAAAAGGAGACACGGGGGCUAAAGGAGAAAAGGGUGACCGUGGCUCUGUAGGGAAGAGAGGGCUGAAGGGGCAGAAAGGAGAGCAGGGGCCGCCCGGAUUAGACCAGCCCUGUCCUGUGGGCUCUGCCGGAUGUAAAGGCCAGGCAGGGGAAAGCGGGCAGGCUGACGCCAGGGCUCCCUGCCGGCUGGGUCCAGAUGGACUUCCGAUACCUGGCUGUUGGCACAAGGACGACGGGACGAUGCAGAGAAUCAAGCGAAAGCGUCUGUCGCAGCCUUGACGGCUGGAAAAGAAUCGAUCCGUCAUACAGGAGCGUCUUCGUCGAUGAAAUGAAGCCUGGAGAAGUACCUUGGCUCUGUAGGGCACACGGGAAUGUGCGGUAGUGGCUCUGGCGACGGUCACUGUCGUCCGGCGAGGAUGUUUUGACACUAGCGCUUCACUAGCUGACGGAUGGGAAAGCCGAUUUUAGCUUCACAAGCGAACAGUUGGGUGUCGAGGGUGUCUGAUAUGGAAAUGAUAUCGAAGAGCUAACUGAUAUCUAACCUUGUGUACCAUAUCUUGAUUUGCUAUCAUUACUAGCGUAUGCUUUUUUUUUUUUUUUUUUAAAUAAAAAAAAAAUUGAUUUGAUUUUCUUCAGCAUCUGCGAGAACUGAACUGGUGUUGGGUCGCUCGGAUGGUUCGUUCUUUUGGUAGUUGAUGAUGUUUUGUAAUUAAGGAAGAUUAGCGUGUUACUGUAUUAUUAUUAUUAUUAUUAUUAUUAUUAUUAUUAUAUGUACACUACUACUAGAUUGUAUUAUAUUUUGUUAAACAUACCGUCAUAUUGAUUGAUCAUAUUGUUGGGAUUCUUCAUGUUACAAUGAUUUCAUUUAACAUCACAUUCAGUUUCUGUAUCUAUGUAUUAAUUUAUGGUAUAUUUUGGUAUGUGGUAUAUUAUGCUAUCAUUGCUAAGGAUGCAUCGAUAUGAUUUCAUUCAUUUCUUUCUUACUCAAUGCGAAUAACGAUGCCAAAACGAGUCGUCUACUUUCCAUUAAGCAAACAAGGCCGUGACAUUAUAUCGUCUAGCUCUGUUCCCUGGUUUAAAAUGCUAGGCUCGUGAGAUUAUUUUAAACGAAGCGCAUUAGCCGGCUACGCGAGUGACUUUGGAUCGAUCCGGGAAAAGCAUUUCUGUACAGUCGUGAUUAAAUGACCUUUCGAAAACGCCGACGCCGAUCGUCAGGAACAACGUACCGGGUAAAGAUUUGUUAUUUUUCACUCGCCUAGCUUCGUCUGUAGACGUUUUUGUUUUCUCACCUUGCUGUUGAAUUUGAUGUUUUGUAUCGUAGGAAGACGCUGUGGUGCGUCCUUUUGAUGUUUUCGCAGUGGAUUCAGAUCGCGGACGUUUCACGUCGUCGGUUCGUCGGCUAGGAAUUCGGAGGCUGUGAUUACGACGUGCCGCGUGUUUAAGUGGAUUUGGUCUGAAAAAAUGCACAACAAAAAAAAAAUUGUUUUUUUUAUUUAUUUAUAUCAUCAAAGAACGACUAAGUUUAUUUUGCCUUACGGAAAGAAAAUACCGGACUGCUAACGUGCAUAAUCGUUACUUAAAUCUUAACGUCCGCUACAGACGUCACUUUCAUAUCGCCACAACUUGAAGUUAUCGAUUCGUAAAGUCGGGACUCGUAGAACGGAGUUCCCGAGUUUUAAUCACGAUGUCGUCGCGCCGUUCGCGUCGUAAUUACGAUUUUUCCGACGGCACUCGUACGAUCACUUGGUCACGAGUUGUGGAAAUUUAGGGAUGUUCUAGAUGUAGACGUUUUAGCAUGAAUCGAAGCCUUGUAUUUACAGAAAUAUUUACGUUUAUUCGCUACACGAAGUUAAGAAGAACGUAAUCCAAGCGCCGAUUUGAGUACUCGACUUAAUAAACGGUCGAUUAUUAACUAACAUUCUCACUUUUCACUCCGUAUGAAACAAAUCCUGCCUCUUUCCUCGGAUUUAAAACAAAGACAUUGUGCUUUUCUGCCAGUUUACUGAUUUUUAUAUUGACAUUAAUAUUUCUUUACACACACACACACACGUUUGUAUUAUAGAUGUUCUAGACAUUUAGCGCUAUAGAUAAGAAAGAGAUUUGACCCCAUUUCUCACACACACACACACACUUCACAGUUGCUGCGUUAAAUGAAUGUAUACGAAACCAUUUCAUUAGUUAGGAAUAACUCACAAGCCAUUACGAAGCAGUCUGUUAAACCCCACUUACUGUGAAUUCUUGCGUGUGUUUAUUUUGAUUUCCCCCCCCCCGCCUUGUCUUUAAGAACUGACCUUAUUUUGUAAUGGUAUUACUUCUGAAAGUGUUUCUAUUUGAUUUGAUGGGUUUUUGAUUUGCGAGAACGAAAGGGGGAAGCGUUCUCAGCGGCAGAGUUUAACUCCUCAUGAUUGGUGUUUUAUCAAAUGAAUAUAAAAGGUUGUUUAAAAUAUAUAUCCCUAGCCGUGUUGACUGGCCUUUACAGAAUGACGGUUUAUAGACGGAAGGUUUCGUACAGGAAUCACCCCCCUCCCCCCUGUAUAUUCAGUCAGGUUAACUCGGUUUGUUUGUGUGGUCAGUUAUUGUACUCUUAACCCAGAGAUGCGGUCAUGACAAUGUUCAUAUAAAAUCUUCAUAUAUUUCCAAAUAAACUAUUUUCACUUACCCGGA